Molecule: messenger RNA, 1913 nt
Organism: Arabidopsis thaliana (thale cress)
Lineage: Eukaryota; Viridiplantae; Streptophyta; Magnoliopsida; Brassicales; Brassicaceae
Gene: PUT1
Product: Amino acid permease family protein
Exons: 2
Coding region: 225-1673 (482 amino acids)
Biological process (GO): transmembrane transport; polyamine transmembrane transport
Cellular component (GO): membrane; plasma membrane
Molecular function (GO): polyamine transmembrane transporter activity; transmembrane transporter activity
Source: RefSeq, marked reviewed
GGAGGUUCUAUCACCAUCGUCUCCAUCUGCAUAAUUUAUUAAAUAUUUAGGACUUGUCAUUGAUAUGGACACUCUCAAAACAGAGAACCACAAUUUCUUCAAUCCUUUCCAGGAUAUGACAAGUACAACGAUAUGGGUGAGUUUUGUUUUCUUCUUAAAGCAUCGCUCAAUCUUCAGACAACCCUAGAUUCUCUCACGAAGGGAAGUAUCAUUAGUUCAUUACCAUGGGAGACUAUAACAUGAAUGAAUUUGCUUAUGGUAAUCUUUACGAUGAUGAUGAUGGCGAUGUUGGUGGAUCGUCUAAAGAAGGAAACAAUUCGAUUCAGAAAGUUUCAAUGUUACCACUCGUUUUCCUCAUAUUCUACGAAGUCUCAGGAGGUCCUUUCGGUGCUGAAGGUAGUGUGAAUGCAGCAGGACCAUUGUUAGCUCUUUUAGGGUUUGUGAUCUUCCCUUUCAUUUGGUGUAUCCCUGAGGCACUAAUCACUGCGGAGAUGAGUACAAUGUUUCCAAUAAACGGCGGUUUUGUUGUUUGGGUCUCCUCUGCUUUGGGAACCUUUUGGGGGUUUCAAGUAGGUUGGAUGAAAUGGCUUUGCGGUGUUAUUGAUAACGCUUUGUAUCCUGUUCUUUUCCUCGAUUAUUUGAAGUCCGCGGUCCCGGCUUUAGCUACUGGUUUGCCAAGAGUUGCAUCGAUCUUGAUCUUGACUCUAUUGCUUACUUACUUAAACUAUAGAGGACUAACCAUUGUUGGUUGGACCGCUGUGUUUAUGGGAGUUUUCUCUAUGCUUCCGUUUGCUGUAAUGAGUCUGGUUUCUAUUCCGCAGCUCGAGCCUUCGAGAUGGCUUGUGAUGGAUUUAGGAAAUGUCAACUGGAACUUGUAUCUCAACACGCUUUUAUGGAAUCUGAACUACUGGGAUUCGGUUAGUACACUGGCCGGUGAAGUGGCAAAUCCGAAGAAAACACUUCCUAAGGCUUUGUGUUACGGUGUUAUCUUUGUCGCUCUUUCGAACUUCCUCCCUCUUUUGUCUGGAACCGGGGCUAUACCGUUGGAUCGUGAGUUAUGGACAGAUGGAUAUCUAGCUGAGGUUGCUAAAGCCAUCGGUGGAGGAUGGUUACAAUUGUGGGUUCAAGCGGCUGCAGCUACAUCAAACAUGGGAAUGUUUUUAGCCGAAAUGAGUAGUGAUUCCUUUCAGCUACUUGGAAUGGCUGAACUCGGUAUACUUCCCGAGAUCUUUGCGCAAAGAUCUCGCUACGGGACACCUUUACUAGGGAUUCUGUUUUCAGCCUCAGGUGUUUUACUCUUGUCAGGAUUAAGCUUUCAAGAGAUUAUAGCUGCAGAGAAUUUGCUUUACUGUGGUGGAAUGAUUUUGGAGUUUAUAGCAUUUGUUAGACUGAGGAAGAAACAUCCGGCUGCAUCGAGACCGUAUAAGAUACCUGUUGGAACCGUUGGUUCGAUUCUGAUAUGUGUCCCUCCGAUUGUACUGAUAUGUUUGGUUAUUGUUCUAUCUACUAUUAAAGUGGCUCUUGUGAGCUUUGUGAUGGUGGUCAUUGGUUUCUUGAUGAAACCUUGUUUAAAUCAUAUGGAUGGAAAGAAAUGGGUCAAAUUCUCAGUCUGUUCUGAUUUGGCAGAGUUUCAGAAGGAGAAUUUGGAUUGUGAAGAGUCUUUGUUACGUUAGGGAUACAAAGGUAAAAAAGCUUGGAACCUAUAGUCAAACUCAAACAAACUGUAUAUCUUUCUGCUCGUUUUUUACUUUUUGUUCAAAUUCUUUGUUCUCUGUUUAAGAUCAUAAGCACAAGAAGAUAUGUGUAAAUGUUGUAUCAUUCAGUUUUUCUUUUGAAAUGAAACCCAUUGGUGAUAGCCCAAUACGUUUAUGGAGGCCCAUGAGAGCCCAAUAAGUAAUACAAAAUUCAUUUGU